AUCGUGUCUGCUUGCAACAGGCCAUGCAAGAGAUCUCGGGACGAUUACGAGGUUGGAGGCGCCACUAAGUUCCUGGUCUGUGAGUCUUAAGUAGUAGGAAGUUCGAGUCCUUUUGAAUUCGGCACCAGAAACACGGAGCAGCUCUUCCAAACAUGGAGAGACUACGACGACCCUCCAUCGUUCUGCUUCUGCUCGCAUGUUCGGGAUGUUUUCGAGCUACAGUUGCAGAUGACUGCUACCUGGUGGCACCGAACGUGUUCCGCCUCGGCUCCAAGGAAACGGUGGCGGUGGCGGUCGAAGGUGGGGCUGCUCAAGAGGUUCGAGUCAGCCUGCAGAAGCACCCGAAUCAGCGGGGUGUCUUCUUCACCGAGACACGCACAGUCUCCCCAAGAAGGCCCGAAGUCUGGGAUGUCGGCGUGGAGCUCGCGGACCUCCCCGACUUGACACUCGGCAAAGCUCCGGUUUACGUGACGCUCGAAGUCAAGUGUGGGUCUCUGUGGACCAGGAGUGCUCAAGUGUUGGUGAGCCCAAAGUCCGGAGAGCACCUCUUCUUGCAGACCGACAAGCCCAUCUACCAUCCGGGAAGCGCAGUAAAGAUACGAUUUAUUGCAAUGGACGAAACGCUUAGACCUUCCAACAAAAAAUUCAAGGUGGAAAUACAGAACCCUCAAAACGUCACGGUGGAGGCACGAGACUUCGAGCCUACGACAGGACCUAUGCUAACCCAUGUGGUCACGCUGCCCGAACACACCCUGCUGGGCGAAUGGAAGGUCGUGGUCAAGUACGGCUACAAGUUUGAACAGAAUGAGACUGUAACGUUUGAGGUGAAGGAGUACGUUUUACCGAGGUUUUCAGUGGAGCUCAGCACCGUGAAAUACGUCCCAGACAACUUCACAGAUGUGCCGUUCUUCGUCCAUGCAAGAUUUCUGAACACGCAGCCUGUUCAAGGGGUCGUCCAGUAUCGCUUCGGCCUCAAAAGUGAAGCUGGCAAACAACAGUGGAUCGGCAACGGAAAAGAGCCCAAACUCCUUAUUGACGGAAUAGCACGUUUCCAAGUGGGCAGAGACAGCAUUGCGCGGCGUCUGGGAGCUCCUCUGGAGAGUCUGUUCCGUGGCCGAUACCGCCUGGUGAUCGAGGCCACGGUGACCGAAGAGGCGACCGCCGCCAAGCAGUCUGCUCGCAACGAGAAGGCCGUCUUCUCCACCACGCCGUUCGUCAUCUCCACGAGCAAGAGCCAGAAGAGCUUCAAGCCUGGCGUAAAGACCUAUGCCAUCGCCCAAGUGACGUACCUGAACGGAGAUGCUGCCCGAGGAAUCGAGAUGCAGUUGACAAACAGGGGUCCGAAGAACCUAAGCACGAAGGCAACCACAGACAAUGAUGGCAUCGCCACAUUUCCCAUCUCGACAGCAAUCAACGACGAUUCCCUGAACUUGAAGGUGGAAACAAUCGACAAAGCGUUUCGACAGAGCGAGCAGGCCCAAGUUGAGUUCCAGCUUUCGAAGUAUGAGCAUACAGCAAGAGGCUUCAUAGCGAUCGAAAGAAGAGAUCCCAAAAAAAAGUCCAGGCCCAACGAAAUAUACGAAGCUGUGCUGUUUACCUAUCCUCCAAACAAGGUUUCUUCUGUAUAUUACGUGGUGCUGUCCAGGGGCCGGAUCCUGAAGGCGGAGGUGCUGGAGGAAGGCCAGAUCAUCGAGCGGGGCUUGAAGUUUGUCGUCACUACGGAAAUGACUCCCAGCUUUCGGGUGGUCACCUUCGCUCGAAUCGACGGUCACAUCGUCAGUGACUCCAUCUACGUGAGCGCAGAACCUACCUGCUCGGUGGCCUCACAGUUCAACAUGACGCUGGCCAAGUCGUACAGCCAACUGGCCGAACCAGGAUCUUCCCAAACCCUGGUAAUCACGGGUACUCCGGGCACCCAGGUGGGCGUCUUGAGCGUCGACCAGGCCGUCUAUCUGCUCCGGAGAAAGGACCUCUUGACGCGAGAGAAGCUCUUCCAGCAGCUGGACGCCAAAGACCUGGGCUGCGGAGCGGGAGGUGGCACCGACUCCGUCCAAGCCCUGCACGACGCCGGGGUGCUGCUGCUGGCCAACACGAACGACGACCGCCCCAAGCGAAACGAUUUGUCCUGCCAACCGCGACAUCGCCAGAAGAGAGAGGCACCCCUCAGCGUUGAGGACACUUAUCAGGAUCCCGUGGAACGCGAGUGCUGCUCGCGAGGCCUGAAGCGCGACAAAUUCCUGAGGUCCUGCUCCGAACGUGUGGACGUGCUAAGGGAGUACAGGGAUCACGACGAGUCACUGAUCACGGAAGAAUGCAUCGCAGCCUUUGCGACGUGCUGCGAGCAGAAGGAAGAGCUCGAGGCGAGUGCCAGAUCGGGGGACAAGGACGGCGACAGUCUGGACGACGGGGAAUUCGAAUACGACGGAACUGUACGCCAUGAUUUCAGAGAAACCUCGCUCUUUAAUCAGUACACCAUCGGAAACGACCGGAGAGUGGAAGUUGAGUACUCGCUGCCGGACUCGAUCACGACGUGGGAAGUGAACGCAGUGAGCACAGCCCCUUUAGGCGGCAUCUGCGCUUCGGAGCCUCUUGAGAUCGUCGCCUUCAAGAACGUCUUCGUGGAGAUCAACGUGCCCUACUCGGUGCGAAAGAACGAGCAGGUCGAGAUUCCCGCCACCGUUUACAACUACGGCCAGAAAACCAUCAAGGCCAGGGUGGCGCUCCGGGGCACCAAGGACAUCUGCUCCGGCACCAGGGAGGGCGAGAGGUCGGCCAUUCACAGGAUCGACGUUCCGAGCGGCCACGGCAGGACCGUUAUCUUCCCGGUGAUUCCGCUCGCCACUGGGGAGCGCUACAUCGAAGUGAUCGCCGUGAGCAGCGCGGGCAGUGACUCGGCCAGGGUCAAGCUGAAGAUUGAGCACAAUGGUGCCCCCCGAAACGAAUCUUUCAACGUACCCCUGAAUCCCACCGACGUUAAGAAGCGACAACAGCGCAGCAUCUUCCACGAACACUACACGGAGAGCUACGCCACCAACGGCCGGCAGCUUGUUCAGAUCCGGCGGCCCAGUCCGGACAUCGCAAUUCCGGGUUCCGAGCACUGCGAGAUCGGCAUUAUCGGCGACAAACUCGGUCCGGCGCUAGAGACAAUGGUCAAAAAUCCCGGAAGCAUCAUGAGUAUGCCCACCGGAUGCGGAGAGCAAACCAUGAUCAGUCUGGCCCCAACCCUGUACGCUUACCAGUACCUGAGAGCCGUGGGAAGUAUCGGCGGUCCGUACGAAGACCACGCUCUCGGCUUCAUUCGUGAAGGCUACAAGAGGAUCCUGACUUACAGAAAACCUGACGGGUCUUUCGCCGUUUGGACCGAUCAUCCUUCCAGUCUCUGGCUGACGGCGUUUGUCCUUCGGAACCUGUGCGAAGCCCGAAAGUCAACCAUGAUCGACGAGGCGGUGAUAACCAGCGGAUUGCGGUAUAUAAUGACGCAACAGCAACAGAACGGAAGCUUCAAAGACGCCUAUCAUCUGCACCACAAAGAACUUCUGGGCGGCGUUGACGGACCGGUGCCUUUGUCGGCCUACGUCCUGCUCACGCUGCAAGAAUGCAUCAAGGAUGGGGUCAGGGUGGACGACCUGGACGUGUCCAGGGCCCGAGCGACCAACUUCGUGGAGAACAACCUGGAGUCUGGUUCGCCGCCGUACACCCUGGCGCUUGCAGCGUACGCUCUCGCCCUGAGCGACAGCCCCAACAGACUCACGGCGCUCGAGUGGCUCAGGAACGUCGUUGUCCACGACCAGGUGGCGGAUACUCGGCAUGUGCCGUCGACCACGCUACCGCUGACGAUCCAGGGAACAGCCUACGCCCUGAUGGCCUUCCUCUCCGAGAGAGAGAACCGGGACUACGUCGACGGAUACGUCCGCUGGCUCAACGGCAAGAUGCAGCCCACGGGAGCCUUGUCGUCCACCCAGGACACUGUGGUGGCGCUUCAGGCGCUCGCCAAGUACGCCACCGUCAGCAAGGACGACAACAUCGACCUCACGUGCCAAGUGACCGUGAGCAAACCGAGCGAGUUCAAGGAGGUCGUCCGAAUCAAGCGAGACAACGCCCAUCAGCUCACUAGGAUUCCGAUUCCAAGCGAGGGGGAUAAGAUCUUCGUCGACGUGAGAGGCUCGGGCUCUGCUCACAUGUAUUUCCUCUACAAGUACAACGCUCCCGUUGAACGCGAAGACAUAUGCAAGUUCCACAUCGCUGUCAACUUUGAGGAAAAGAAACCAGACAUUCAACAUCUUUUAACACGCAUUGCAAGAGAUGCCAGUAAGCAACGGCGAAUGAAGUCCAAGCUCAGUAGCAUGUACAAGAUUAAGGUGUGCGCAAGAUACCUGGAGCGGAAUGCUACGGGAAUGGCCAUCCUGGACGUUGGUCUUUUGACAGGUUUCAAGCCUAUUGUCGAAGACCUCAAGAAGCUUGUCACUGACGGAGUAGUUCAAUUCUACGAACUGACACGUCGUAGCGUCAACUUUUACGUUGAAUCUAUUCCCACGAAUGCUGAGGUGUGCCUGGAGUUUGGGCUCGACAAGGAGUUCGAGGUCGGGCAGAUCCAGUCCAGCUACGUCAAGGUGUACUCCUAUUACGAUCCAGAUACUUCCUGCACGGAGUUCUACGCCCCCGACAACUCGAGCCCCCUGCUGAAGCUGCACUGCGACGACACCGAAGUCUGCGCGUGUGCCGAAGGGGGCUGUCUACCCGAGAAACCUUUGGCACCUUUCGUCAAGGAAAUCGACGACGUUAACGAGCGUCGGGAGAGCCUGAGAGAGUUUGUCUGCGAUAAGGUGGACUACGUCUGGCUAGGGACGGCGCAAGAGAACUACACGAAGGACGGCUUCAAGUUCGUGAAAUUCUUGAUCAAGGAAGUUCUCAAACCAGGUCGCGAAGCUGAAGAGGACCUGAAGGGCAAGGCUCGGCACAUCAAGGCUCGUGAGCGGUGCGCCAGCUUCAACCUCGAGCUGAGCAAAGAAUACGUCGUCAUGGGGCUGGACUCUGAGUACCAGGAGCACGUGGAGCACGGACUGGUCCAGCCGCUUUACAUCAUGGACACCGCUGCCGUGGUGUUCCCGAAGGCCACGCGGGACAAACAGACACGAGACCUCGUGACGUGGUUCAUCAGGGAAUUCUCAAACGAAGAAUCUCGCUGUUUUACCUGAUAGAAAGUGGUUGAGGGUACCACCCAAAGUAAAAUAAACUUCCUGGGGUACGCCA
This is a messenger RNA of Ixodes scapularis (black-legged tick), 5250 nucleotides long. Its product is annotated as venom factor. Gene Ontology annotation, cellular component: extracellular region. Bases 153 to 5195 code for a protein of 1680 amino acids. The transcript is spliced from 39 exons. Gene Ontology annotation, molecular function: protein binding; endopeptidase inhibitor activity. The record is from RefSeq and is a predicted model, not a curated record. Lineage: Eukaryota; Metazoa; Arthropoda; Arachnida; Ixodida; Ixodidae.